CGCCCCCGCUGGGCCGGAGGGGAAGUGACGCUGCUGUCGGGAACAUGGCAGCAACGGCGACUGUCCCAUCGUCGGCUACGACCUCGGCCACGACGACAGCCACUGUAGCGGCUCUCGGGGAGGUGGAGGAUGAAGGACUCCUGGCGUCGCUGUUCCGGGACCGCUUCCCGGAGGCCCACUGGCGUGAGCGGCCCGAUGUGGGCCGCUACCUCCGGGAGUUGAGCGGCUCGGAGCUGGAGCGGCUGCGGCGCGAGCCCGAGCGCCUGGCGGAGGAGCGGGCGCAGCUGCUGCAGCAGACGCGCGACUUGGCCUUCGCCAACUACAAGACCUUCAUCCGCGGCGCCGAGUGCACCGAGCGCAUCCACCGUCUCUUCGGCGACGUGGAGGCGUCGCUCGGCCGCCUGCUCGACCGCUUGCCCAGCUUCCAGCAGAGCUGCAGGAACUUUGUGAAAGAGGCUGAGGAGAUCAGCUCAAAUCGACGGAUGAACACCCUGACUCUAAACCGGCAUACAGAAAUCUUGGAAAUCCUGGAGAUUCCUCAGCUCAUGGACACCUGUGUUCGGAACAGCUAUUAUGAAGAGGCCCUGGAGCUUGCAUCCUACGUCCGCCGACUGGAAAGGAAAUACUCUUCCAUCCCUGUCAUCCAGGGCAUUGUGAACGAAGUGCGCCAGUCCAUGCAGCUGAUGUUGACCCAGCUGAUCCAGCAACUGAGGACCAACAUCCAGCUCCCUGCCUGCCUCCGUGUCAUUGGCUUCCUGCGGCGCAUGGAUGUCUUCACCGAGGCUGAGUUGAGGGUGAAGUUUCUUCAGGCCCGAGAUGCUUGGCUCCGUUCCAUCCUGACUGCGAUCCCCAGUGAGGAUCCCUAUUUCCACAUCACAAAAACCAUCGAGGCCUGCCGUGUCCAUCUGUUCGAUAUCAUCACCCAGUACCGUGCCAUCUUCUCAGAUGAGGACCCUUUGCUGCCCCCUGCCAUGGGGGAGCACACUGUGAAUGAGAGUGCCAUCUUCCAUGGCUGGGUGCUGCAGAAAGUCUCACAGUUCCUGCAGGUGCUGGAAACUGACCUUCACCGGGGGAUAGGCGGCCGCCUGGACUCUCUGCUGGGCCAGUGCAUGUACUUUGGGCUGUCCUUCAGCCGGGUGGGGGCUGAUUUCCGGGGCCAGUUGGCUCCAGUUUUCCAGCGGGUGGCCAUUAGCACUUUCCAGAAAGCAAUUCAGGAAGCAGUGGAGAAGUUCCAGGAUGAAAUGAACUCCUACACCCUCAUCCUGGCUCCAGCCAUCCUGGGCAGCAGUAACCUGCCUGCUGCUGUGCCAGUCACUCAGCCAGGAACCCUGCAGCCGCCCAUGGUGCUUUUAGAUUUUCCACCCCUUGCCUGCUUUCUCAAUAAUAUUCUGGUCGCCUUCAAUGAUCUGCGCCUUUGCUGCCCUGUGGCCCUGGCACAGGAUGUGACUGGGACCCUGGAGGAUGCCCUUGCCAAGGUAACCAAAAUAAUCCUGGCCUUCCAUCGUGCUGAAGAGGCUGCCUUCAGCAGUGGGGAGCAAGAGAUUUUCGUCCAGUUCUGCACUGUCUUCCUGGAAGACCUGGUUCCUUAUUUAAAUCGCUGUCUCCAAGUCCUUUUUCCACCAGCUCAGAUAGCACAGACCUUAGGCGUUCCACCCACUCAGCUCUCCAAGUACGGAAACCUCGGGCACGUGGACGUCAGCGUCGUCCAGGAGCCUCUCGCCUUCAUCCUGCCCAAGAGAGAGACGGUCUUCUGUCUAGACGAGAAGGAGCUGGUGCCCGAACUCCCAGCCCCGGCCCCAGCACUCCCCGCCGAGGAGCCGCGCCUCGAGCCUGCCACUCCGGCCUCCCCUGAGGCGGGGCAGGAGGAGGAGCCUGGGUCGGCGGAGCCGCUGCCGCCCGACGCGCCCGGUGCGGGCCCCUGACGGGCCUUCCCGCCGCCGACCGGCGCGGUCCCCGGGCUCGGGCGCCGGGCUCCCGGCAGGGCCCGCUGGGAAGGAGCGCCGCCGCGGGUGUGGAGGCCUCGGAAAGCGCGAGUGCGUCCCAGGGGAGAGGCUGCCGAGGGAUUCAGGAGAGGAGACCGAAGGGGGAACCUCCGAGUGCUGCUUGUAAAAGGCUGAUUGUACGAUAAGAAAUGGAAUUCAAUAAUAAAGCUGACUGACGUCACCGA
Molecule: messenger RNA, 2167 nt
Organism: Equus quagga
Lineage: Eukaryota; Metazoa; Chordata; Mammalia; Perissodactyla; Equidae
Gene: COG8
Product: component of oligomeric golgi complex 8
Exons: 5
Coding region: 45-1922 (625 amino acids)
Biological process (GO): intra-Golgi vesicle-mediated transport
Cellular component (GO): COG complex
Source: RefSeq, a predicted model, not a curated record